GUAAUAGGAAAGAAAUGCAUGAGAACCGACCACUAGAUGAUAUCAUAGAAGUUAAUGAAAAGACUGGUACAAACCCACCAGAUCGUCAACGGUUUGAAAAUGAUUUGGAGGGGUUCCACUCGGAAAUUCGAAAGAUUCGAUCUCAGAUCCAAAUGCGAUGCAAAACAUGCCUAGAUGCCAACCCACUUGAAAACGAGAUGAGAAACAAACGUAACCAACUCCGAGUUGAUCUUGCACAGUUGAAAGGAGACGGGGAUAAGAUCAAAGUGAACAUUGAUAGCCAGAGAACAAAGCAGUUGGAUUUGGAGCGCGAUUGCCGCAUCCGAAACAAAGAUCAUUUAGAUCGCCUGCUCCUGGAGCAUCAGGAACGAUACAAGCGGAACCUGUCGGCUCGCGAUGAACAGGCAUUAGUAACGGAAAUCGAUGCGUUGAAGAGAAAUAAAAAGUUGUUGGAGUCAUUGGCUGAAAUCACAUCUCAUCGUAAAGGAAUGGAUCAGGAAUUGGAGAAGAAUCGCAUACAGAAACACAAAGUCUACUUUGAACUCACUAGCUGCCAGAACCGAUUUAAGCAAAUGAAGCAAGAGCGGCGACACAUUGAAGAUGAGAUCCGGGACCUCAAGCAUCAACUACAAGGUGCAAAUUCCCGCCGCAAAUCUUUGAUAUCCACCUACGAGGAUGACAGAGAGGAAUACAAAAACUGGCUGAACGACAACAAACUGAACGGCAAUAGCGUGCCAAUGUCAUUCCCAAGCGCACGAAAAAUAAAAGCGCCAAUCGAUGUGGAGGAAUUGGAACCAUAUUACGAACAAAAACGGGAUUGCAAUCGUCUUAUCAAGUACUUAGAGCGUCUUCCAACAACUUUACAGAAAGAUGAAAUAGUCAAACCAGCAACAACUCAACCGCCAGCACUCAUCGAUGAUGACGAUGAUUCCGCCGAUGAGCUCCCACCACAACUAAUCAAGCUUAAUCAAAAAGUGGUUCCAGCUCCAAUUGUUAAGAGGAACUUCAAAAAACCAACGCAGCCACUUUCUCAUAACAUUGACAUCUACAAUCUUUUUGGAUCGGUCAAUGUGGACGUUCCGAAGGUCUAUGCCGACGUCGGGGCAGCCCUUAAAGCAGUGAAAGAGAAACUCGACUUCUACAACCAGCAAACCACCAACGAACUGGACUGGGGAGAGGAGCUAGGCGGGAUGGAAUUCCUAUCAGUCUCACGCACUGCAAGCGACAUGGACUCACACAUGGAUGACUCCAUUUCUGAUGUUGGGAGCAUGUCCAGCUUCUACCGAUCUUCUAGCAGAACGAGCUGUCCAUCACCACUCACAACUGACAACUCACCGAAACGAUUCGUGGCCCCACUGCCUCCACCGUCUGAGGUCAAAGACAGCCCAGUGUAGUUGAUAUUUGAGAAUUGAUGCCUUUACUACGUAUUGUAUUUAAAAAUUAAAAAUCUCCAUUUUGUGCUUGUAUUAUCGUUCCCUCGACCUUCCUUCAAAAUUUGUUUUCCGGGUUACCAUUUCCCCUUUCUUUCUGUUAUGUUCUAGGCUCUAUGAGUUGUUUUGAAAAUUGAAACUCUCUCUUAUUUUUCAUGCCAUAUAUUCAUUUAAUUUGAUACUCCUUAUUCACUUCCGAUCACCACCCACUUCCUCACAAGUAGAUCUAGUCUCGUAGUUUCUAGUGAUUAAUUUAAAUUUCACUUUGAUCAUUUUAUCAUACUACUUUGUUCCAUUUGUAUUGCUCAAAUGAUCCGGUAUUAUUUUUUUUUGUUAUUUUUCAUAACUUGUUCAAUUAAUCAUGUAAAUAGAUAUUCUGUAAA
Molecule: messenger RNA, 1813 nt
Organism: Caenorhabditis elegans
Lineage: Eukaryota; Metazoa; Nematoda; Chromadorea; Rhabditida; Rhabditidae
Gene: F18H3.4
Product: Lebercilin domain-containing protein
Exons: 8
Coding region: 15-1394 (459 amino acids)
Source: RefSeq, marked reviewed